Mirounga angustirostris (Northern elephant seal) is the source of this 5312-nucleotide messenger RNA. It is a transcript of the gene SEMA6D, whose product is annotated as semaphorin 6D. Gene Ontology annotation, cellular component: plasma membrane. The coding region runs from base 1361 to 4621 and encodes 1086 amino acids. Gene Ontology annotation, molecular function: semaphorin receptor binding; chemorepellent activity. The transcript has 19 exons. Lineage: Eukaryota; Metazoa; Chordata; Mammalia; Carnivora; Phocidae. Gene Ontology annotation, biological process: negative regulation of axon extension involved in axon guidance; neural crest cell migration; negative chemotaxis. The record is from RefSeq and is a predicted model, not a curated record.
GUGGCGAGUUUCAGGAUUAUAUCGAGCAAGCCAAGACCUAAAGAGAAAGACGGAUUUUUUUCUUUAUUUUCUUUUUUUCCCUGCGCGUGACGAGCUGCUUUUCUUUUUCUUUCUUUUUUUUUUCUUUUUUUUUUACUAGCCGACCCCCCCUCCCCCCGCCCCAUGAGGUAAGACUGUCUUAUAAUCUGCUAAUGCUCUGGGCGCCUGGUGGGGAUCGGACUCAGAUCCUCAGAGCCUGAAUCGCAGCCCGUGUAUGUGCGUGUGCCUGUGUGCGUGCGUGCGUGUGUGUAUGUAUGUGCGUGCGUGUGUGUUGUCACUGGAGAGUUGAUUUCUCUUCCAAGCAGCCCCGUCCGCCUGCCGUGCAAGGGACGCGCAGCGGGCCGGAGAGGUUUGUCGGACUGGUCCAAACUGGCAUUGCUGGAGGCUUAGGGGGAGGGGCACGAGGACUUGGAGGCCCCCUCCACUGUGCACACCCCCCCCCGAAAAAAAAAAAGCGAAAGGAGGGGGCAAGUAAAAGUUUCUUGCCAGGCAGAGCCGGCUCCGCGCUCUCCCCGCACAUUCUCAGAGGGAACGCGGGCUGCUGGCUGCUCGGGCACGGCGUCUCCAGCCAGCGCGAAAGCCGAGCCGAGGCCGAAAGAACCGGCCGCGGGCUCGGCCGCCCCCUUCCGCCCGCCCGCCCCGGAGCCGACGCUGGGACCGUCGGGGUCGCGCGGCGCCGGCAAGGCGAGGAGCGGACCAGCGGGCAUUCGCCCGCGCUCGAGGAAGGGGCGCAGAGCCGCCGCCGAGACCCCAGCAGCUCACCGCGGACGCCCGCUACCUGUCAGUGCGCCCCUGGCUCGGACAGCCCCCGGCAGCGCCUGGGGUCGGGGGCUCAGGGUACUCGCUACCUCCACCUCCCGCCCCGGCUGCAGCCCGGAGGGCAGCCGCUUCCCACCCUCCUUCUCCCCCUGCUGGCCGAGCGCGCCGCGGGCGGGCUCUGCGGCCCGGAGCUGCCCACCGCCCACCCCCACCGCCCACCCGGCGCCCCGGUUUCUCCCGCUGGCCACUCUCCCCCGCAACUUUCCGUGCUUUGUUCUACGGCUGGAAAUGAUUUACGGAAGCGUUUUGGACAGGGUCUCCGCCAGGAGGCGAGAGCCCAGCGCUGAGAUGUGUUACGUUCUCAUCUACCCAUCAAUUAUGGAUGGAAACAAAUAAGGAAGAGUCAAUUUUGCAUGAGCCCCUUCUCCGGCGGCGAGAGGCGUCCUGCAGCCGGGAGGGAGCCGCCGCUCGCGCCCGCAGCCGCUGGCUGGGGAUGGUGAGGAGGAAGGUAGCUAAGUGGGAUUUCUGAGGAGGGGCUGCUCUGACUUCAUCUUGGCCCACCAUGAGGUUCUUCCUGCUUUGUGCCUACAUGCUGCUCCUGAUGAUUUCCCAGCUGAGGGCAGUCAGCUUUCCUGAAGAUGAUGAACCCCUCAAUACAGUUGAUUAUCACUAUUCAAGGCAAUAUCCGGUUUUUAGAGGACGCCCUUCAGGCAAUGAAUCCCAGCACAGGCUGGACUUUCAGCUGAUGUUGAAAAUUCGAGACACACUUUAUAUUGCUGGCAGGGAUCAAGUUUAUACAGUAAACUUGAAUGAAAUCCCCAAAACAGAAGUAAUACCGAGCAAGAAACUGACAUGGCGGUCAAGACAACAGGACCGAGAAAACUGUGCUAUGAAAGGCAAACAUAAAGAUGAAUGCCACAACUUUAUUAAAGUAUUUGUUCCAAGAAACGAUGAGAUGGUUUUUGUAUGUGGUACCAAUGCAUUUAAUCCCAUGUGUAGAUACUAUAGGUUGAAUACCUUAGAGUAUGACGGGGAGGAAAUUAGUGGCCUGGCAAGAUGCCCAUUUGAUGCCAGACAAACCAAUGUUGCCCUUUUUGCUGAUGGGAAGCUGUAUUCUGCCACAGUGGCUGACUUCUUGGCCAGCGAUGCUGUUAUUUAUCGAAGCAUGGGUGAUGGAUCUGCCCUUCGUACAAUAAAAUAUGAUUCCAAAUGGAUAAAAGAGCCACAUUUUCUUCAUGCCAUAGAAUAUGGAAACUUUGUCUAUUUCUUCUUUCGAGAAAUUGCUGUGGAACAUAAUAAUUUAGGCAAGGCUGUGUAUUCCCGUGUGGCCCGCAUCUGUAAAAAUGACAUGGGUGGCUCCCAGCGGGUCCUGGAGAAACACUGGACUUCAUUUCUGAAGGCUCGGCUUAACUGCUCUGUCCCCGGAGAUUCGUUUUUCUACUUUGAUGUUCUGCAGUCUAUUACAGACAUCAUACAAAUCAAUGGCAUCCCCACUGUGGUCGGGGUGUUCACCACACAGCUCAACAGCAUUCCUGGGUCUGCAGUGUGUGCAUUUAGCAUGGAUGACAUUGAAAAAGUAUUCAAAGGACGGUUUAAAGAACAGAAAACCCCAGAUUCUGUGUGGACAGCAGUCCCCGAAGACAAAGUACCGAAGCCAAGGCCUGGCUGUUGUGCAAAGCAUGGCCUUGCCGAAGCUUAUAAAACCUCCAUCGAUUUCCCUGAUGAAACCCUGUCGUUCAUCAAAUCCCACCCGCUAAUGGACUCUGCCGUCCCACCCAUUGCCGACGAGCCCUGGUUCACAAAGACCCGGAUCAGGUACAGACUGACGGCCAUCGCCGUCGACCACACUGCUGGGCCCCACCAGAACUACACAGUCAUCUUUGUUGGCUCUGAAGCUGGCGUGGUGCUUAAAGUUUUGGCAAAGACCAGCCCUUUCUCUUUGAAUGACAGUGUAUUGCUGGAAGAGAUUGAAGCAUACAACCAUGCAAAGUGUAAUGCUGAGAAUGAGGAGGACAGAAAGGUCAUCUCAUUACAGUUGGAUAAAGACCAUCACGCUGUGUACGUGGCAUUCUCCAGCUGCGUUAUUCGCCUCCCCCUCAGUCGCUGUGAGCGUUACGGAUCCUGUAAAAAGUCUUGUGUUGCAUCUCGGGACCCGUACUGUGGCUGGUUAAGCCAGGGCACCUGUGGCAGAGUGACCCCAGGGAUGCUGCUGUUAACCGAAGACUUCUUUGCUUUCCAUAACCACAGCGCUGGAGGAUAUGAACAAGACACAGAAUACGGCAACACGGCCCACCUAGGGGACUGCCAUGAAAUUUUGCCUACUUCAACUACACCAGAUUACAAAAUAUUUGGCGGUCCAACAUCUGACAUGGAGGUAUCUUCAUCAUCUGUUACCACAAUGGCAAGUAUCCCAGAAAUUACACCUAAAGUGAUUGAUACCUGGAGACCUAAACUGACGAGCUCCCGGAAAUUUGUAGUUCAAGAUGACCCAAACACUUCUGAUUUUACUGAUCCUUUAUCAGGUAUCCCAAAGGGUGUGCGAUGGGAGGUCCAGUCGGGAGAGUCCAACCAGAUGGUCCACAUGAAUGUCCUCAUCACCUGUGUCUUUGCCGCUUUUGUUUUGGGUGCGUUCAUUGCAGGUGUGGCAGUAUACUGCUAUCGUGACCUGUUUGUUCGGAAAAACAGAAAGAUUCAUAAAGAUGCAGAAUCUGCCCAGUCGUGCACAGACUCCAGUGGAAGUUUUGCCAAACUGAAUGGUCUCUUUGACAGCCCGGUCAAGGAAUAUCAACAGAAUAUCGAUUCUCCCAAAUUGUACAGUAACCUGCUGACCAGUCGGAAAGAGUUGCCUCCCAACGGAGAUACUAAAUCCAUGGUGAUGGACCAUCGGGGCCAACCUCCCGAACUGGCUGCUCUCCCCACGCCUGAGUCUACACCUGUGCUUCACCAGAAGACCCUGCAGGCCAUGAAGAGCCACUCAGACAAGGCCCAUGGCCAUGGGCCUUCAAGGAAAGAAACCCCACAGUUCUUCCCUGCUAGUCCACCACCCCAUUCCCCAUUAAGUCACGGGCAUAUCCCCAGUGCCAUUGUUCUUCCUAAUGCUACUCAUGACUACAACACGUCUUUCUCAAACUCCAAUGCUCACAGAGCUGAAAAGAAGCUUCAAAACAUUGACCACCCACUUACCAAGUCAUCCAGUAAAAGAGAUCACCGGCGUUCUGUGGAUUCCAGAAAUACCCUCAAUGAUCUCCUGAAGCAUCUAAGUGACCCAAACAGCAACCCCAAAGCCAUCAUGGGAGAUAUCCAGAUGGCCCACCAGACCCUAAUGCUGGAUCCUGUGGGACCUAUAUCUGAGGUCCCACCCAAGGUCCCUAACCGGGAGGCAUCACUAUACUCUCCUCCUUCAACUCUCCCCAGAAACAGCCCAACCAAGCGAGUGGACGUCCCCACCACUCCUGGAGUCCCAAUGACGUCUCUGGAAAGACAAAGGGGUUAUCACAAAAAUUCCUCGCAGAGGCACUCUAUAUCUGCAAUGCCUAAAAACUUAAACUCACCAAAUGGUGUUUUGUUGUCUAGACAGCCUAGUAUGAACCGUGGAGGGUACAUGCCCACCCCCACUGGGGCUAAGGUGGACUAUAUUCAGGGCACGCCAGUGAGUGUUCAUCUGCAGCCUUCCCUCUCCAGACAGAGCAGCUGUAUAAGUAAUGGCACUCUUCCUAGGACGGGACUAAAGAGGACACCGUCCUUAAAACCUGAUGUGCCACCAAAGCCUUCAUUUGUUCCUCAAACCACGUCUGUCAGACCACUGAACAAAUACACUUACUAGGUGUUAUUCUCCGUGUGGCUUUAUCCUGUCCAUGUUGUUGAGAGGAUGAUGUUGUAAGGGUACCUUAAGAUAAGAGACUCCCUUGUAUUUUAAGAGAACCAAGUGGCCAAAGAAACUCUUUCUAACUUUGGCAACAUCAGAACUUGCCACAUGUAGCUACAACAGCAAAGCUUCUGUGUACUUGCCCGAAAACAAAGGAAGGUGCUGGUCAUUCCAUUUCUUUUGUUUGAAGCUAAAGAGAUGUGUAGCUCCCAGGGGCUACCCCACCAGUAGAGAGAGCCGAUACAGUACUCAGAAGAAUCUGUGAGCAAAUACUUGAAAAUGGGUUCAACUUAGACUACCAUUGUGUGUGGUCUUCCCAUUAAAUGUGAACAUUUUAAUUGUAUGCAUUCACCUUGCCUCUUGCACAAAUGUCAAAAAACAAUGGUAAUGUCUCAAAGAAACGAACUUGUAGAUUACCAAACGAUUUGCUAAAAAUUCAGUCUUAGACCCAAACUGUAGCAUUUUUUUCAAGUGUGGCGUUUUUUUCAUGCCACCAAUGAACUGUGGUGCGUGUGCGUGCGUUUGUGCAUAUGUGUGUGUGAGUGUGUGUGUGUUCUCUACCCACUAGGAUUUGUUUUGGUGCCCAUUGCAUCUUUUUGUGCUAUGGACUUGUUUACAUUGAGCAUGACUGAACAAGAGACAAUAACUU